This is a messenger RNA of Penicillium argentinense, 654 nucleotides long. Its product is annotated as Tim17/Tim22/Tim23/Pmp24 family protein. Lineage: Eukaryota; Fungi; Ascomycota; Eurotiomycetes; Eurotiales; Aspergillaceae. The transcript is spliced from 6 exons. The coding region runs from base 1 to 654 and encodes 217 amino acids. Gene Ontology annotation, cellular component: peroxisomal membrane. The record is from RefSeq and is a predicted model, not a curated record.
AUGGAUGCGCUUUUGUCCCGCCUAGACGAGCUCGUCCUGAAGCCAGAACUCGCGCCACUCCUGUCCCUAUUCAAGGGUGCGCGCAAUGGAAUAAUCUACGGAUCGAAAGUGCGGUUCCCGCAUGCGUUGGUGAUGAUAUUCCUCUUUCGAUCUGGGACAUUCCGGCAAAAGCUCAAGCUCGUCCUCAACGCAACACGCCUACACGCGCGAAACCUCUCCACAUUCGCAGUUAUCUAUAAACUCUCCAUGAUCGUCCUGCGGAACCUGAACCCCUCCGGCUCCGGAAAAGAGGGUCGCUACGAUAGUUUCUUUGCCGGGUUGAUGGGCGGAUAUGCAGUCUUCGGCCGCCAGCCGGGAAGCGUUAGCCAGCAGAUCGUCAUCUAUGUCUUCGCUCGCGUAAUGCUGUCACUCGCGAAACUCGCAGUCCAACCUAACAUGCACCCUCUCUCCUCCCUCAUCACCCCCGAAGCUCGCACCAAAAUCACCGAUAAUGCCUGGCCUGUCUUCGCCAGUAUGACCUGGGCUUUUGUCAUGUAUAUCUUCCGCUGGUACCCGGAUACCCUUGUAUCCAGUCUGCGGAGCAGCAUGGUUUAUAUCUAUGCCGACUCGGACCACUGGGACUCAUUCCGCACCCUGUUUAUCCACAACAAAUAA